Messenger RNA from Penicillium paradoxum, 1287 nucleotides. RefSeq names its product 4-diphosphocytidyl-2C-methyl-D-erythritol synthase. The record is from RefSeq and is a predicted model, not a curated record. Gene Ontology annotation, biological process: terpenoid biosynthetic process. NCBI's taxonomy places the organism in Eukaryota, Fungi, Ascomycota, Eurotiomycetes, Eurotiales, Aspergillaceae. The coding region runs from base 1 to 1287 and encodes 428 amino acids. The transcript is spliced from 2 exons. Gene Ontology annotation, molecular function: cytidylyltransferase activity; 2-C-methyl-D-erythritol 2,4-cyclodiphosphate synthase activity.
AUGCACACGCUGUGGUCGGUCUCUUUCCCUAAACCUGCUCUGUGCACCCGACAACUAUCUUCCUUCCUUCCCAUCACAACCACAAUCAGGUCUGACCGAGAAGAGAUUCCCACAAUCGGUGUCCUUAUCCUGAUCCCAUUUGCUGACCGCGCUCAACGCGAAGGUCGGAGCUGUCCUCUUGCAUAUCGCCAAGUCAGAGGCGAUACCGUCAUCAACCAUGUUCUCAGGAUGUUCAGGUCCUGGAACGCAACAUGUCCGAUUGUUCUCAUUCAUCAUUCCCAUGACACGUCUCUUCUUAAAGCCUCCAUCGAUUAUGACCCCAAUACACACACCGUUGACGGAGGAGUUCCACAAACAGGCGUCCUACAAGGCUUGCGGCAUCUAUCCAGCCUUUCCAAACCGCCGGAACAGGUUUUUAUUCACGAAGCGAUGCGUCCGCUCAACUUGCAUCAGUUCCUCGACAGCAUUUUGGGGUAUUUGAUUGAAAAUCCUUCCAGUGCCGGGAUUCCCGUAAUGACACACCCGAAGGAAGAGACUGUUCCCCAAAGUGACAUCAACGACCCUACUAUGGCGACUGAACCCGAUAUAGUUUAUCACGCCCAGACUCCACGAGUAUACAGAUUGGGAGUGAUACAUAAUGUACAUGAAAGGGCUGCUACCAUUGGUUUAUCCCAUGAAGAUGAUUUGUCUCUGUAUGAGAAAGAACAACUUCCCAUCCGCUACAUCCUCGGUGACCCACGAAACAUCGACUUACGACACAGUGGGGAUCUCCAAAACGAAGAACAGCUACUAAAGCCCCACGUCUCAGUCCAUACUCCUGUAUCCGGUGUGCGGAUUGGCCACGCCUACGAAAUCCAUACUCUUGCGCCGGGUGAUGCAUUCACACUCUGUGGCGUGGGAAUCCUACACAGGUCGAAUCUCUUUGGUCGCCCUGAGAUGGAUAUUGGUCUAUGCGCCCUGGCGAAAGCGCUCUUAGACACCAUCUCGGCAGAUAAUAUGGACAGAACCCUCACAUUGACAAAUCCUCGAUGGACAAAUGCCGCACCGGACAAGCUUCUACGACAUGUGCUCACCCUUAUUCUUCAAGCUGGUGGUGCCGUCAAGGAGUGUGAUGUGAGCUUGGUUUGUGAAGUCUCGCGAGUCAAUGUUCACCGGGAAGCCAUGAUCAAUUUCAUUUCUGGCAUAGUUGGCUUAGAGAGCUGUCAAGUUUCCGUCAAGGCACAGACCAAUGAGCAAAACGAGCUGAGGGGUCGGGAGAUGGUAAUGAUUGCUUUUGCUACUACUUGA